UUUGUUUUCCCCGCUGAACGUGAGCUGGUGUGCAAGACGUCCUUAACGAGUCUUUGUUCACGUUAAAAACAAAAGGUAACCUUGAAACCAUGAGUUCUGUCAGAAAAGUAAAGCUAAAUGAAAAUCCUGGUGAGAACCUGAAGAGAUUUUUUGCUGUACAGACAUCAAAUGUAUCUACAGGAAGAACACCACUGCAAGUCCUUCAGCCUGCUGCAGUCAAUAAGACCCUUGGAAAGAUAACUGAGCCUGGAAAGACGGUGUCUAAAAGGAAAUUGUGGAGUGCAGACCAGGUAAAGGCUUCAAAGAGGGUUAAAGCUGAAGUGGCAGUAAAGACCAUAGAUGCUGAAAAUGAAAACCAAGCUGAUGGAGUGUCACAGGAAGCUUACGAGCUGAUGAUUAAAGAAACCCCCACAUCUGCUUACUGGAAAGAGUUGGCAGAGGAACGGAGGAAAGCCCUGUUCAACGUUCUUCAGGAGAAUGAGAAGUUGCACAAAGAAAUUGAGGCUAAAGACGAGCAGAUUACUAAUCUAAAAACUGAAAACGAUGAACUUCAGGAGCUAGCCCAGCACGUACAACAGAUGGCUGACAUGAUUGAGAGGUUAACAGGUAAAAGUCCAGAUAACUUGGAGGAAUUGCGGGAGAUUGCUUUUGAUGAUGAUGAAACGGAUGAGGAAGAUGCAGAGGAUAUUGAGGACUCGGAAGAUGAAUCUGAGUACCAAAGUGAAGAGAGUGAGGACAAUGGAAAUGAAACAAGUUCAGAAAAUUCACACAGUCAAGAAAAUGUGCUGGAACCAAAAGAUGAUUCUAUACUGGAUGCUGAAAAAUCUAAGUGAUCUUUUUAAAAACUUGACUUGAACUGCUGGUGUUUGACUUGUUUCAUGACUGCCCUUAUUGCAGGGUGUGGUUAUUUUUAUUGGUAUUUUUUUUUUUACCUAAUGUGCAUUGUUAUAAUAACUUGAUUUUUGAUCUGAAUGGCUGGCUAAUGUGAACACUGUACAUAUGUAAAAUGAACAUGUGCAUGAAUAAACUGCCAUAUUUUUAUAGA
Trichomycterus rosablanca is the source of this 1045-nucleotide messenger RNA. It is a transcript of the gene gmnn, whose product is annotated as geminin DNA replication inhibitor. Bases 90 to 833 code for a protein of 247 amino acids. The record is from RefSeq and is a predicted model, not a curated record. Gene Ontology annotation, biological process: negative regulation of DNA replication; negative regulation of cell cycle. The transcript has 7 exons. Gene Ontology annotation, cellular component: nucleus. Lineage: Eukaryota; Metazoa; Chordata; Actinopteri; Siluriformes; Trichomycteridae.